This is a messenger RNA of Musca domestica (house fly), 587 nucleotides long. RefSeq lists its product as uncharacterized. Bases 110 to 562 code for a protein of 150 amino acids. Gene Ontology annotation, biological process: sensory perception of smell. NCBI's taxonomy places the organism in Eukaryota, Metazoa, Arthropoda, Insecta, Diptera, Muscidae. Gene Ontology annotation, molecular function: odorant binding. The record is from RefSeq and is a predicted model, not a curated record. The transcript is spliced from 2 exons.
AAUGCUUAUAUAGCAUUUCUUCAAUUCCGAAUUAAAUCAGUUGAUUGGGAACCAUUCAACGCCACGGUUAUAGUUCGAGAGUGAAAGUGCAGAAGAUUUUGAAGACACAAUGAAAUUAUUUUUGGCUUUGUUGGCCAUUGUUGCCUGUGUCUCGGCCGACGAUUGGACACCCAAGACCGCCGAUGAAAUCAAAACCAUCCGCGCUGCUUGCUUGGAAGAAGUUCCCCUGACCGAGGAGCAAAUGAAUCACAUGAAAUCUUUCGAUUUCCCCAAUGAGGAAGCUGUACGCAAAUACUUGAUGUGCACCUCCGUGAAGAUGGACAUCUUCUGCACCCACCAAGGUUGGCAUCCCGAUCGUAUUGCCAAACAAUUCAAAAUGGACAUGGAAGAGAGUGAUGUCAAGAAAUUGGCCGAUGAUUGUGUUGCCAAAUACCCCAAGGCCGAUAAGGAGAAUGAUGUUCAUGUCUAUGAGGUUCAUAAGUGUCUUAUGGACAGUGAAGUUGGCCAAAAAGUCAAAACCUACAUUAAGAAACGUCAAGAACAAUUGUCGAAACAGGCCUAAAUAAAAUGAAUAUCUUAAAAAAAGA